AUGACUGACUACUUUGCAAAGAUGAAGGCUGCCAAGCAGUCGCCUGUUUGCGUGGUGACUGUGGCGGCGGAUGGACUGUCUGUGAACGCUAGGGCAUCGCUCGGGGAGGAUUACGAAGGUACGAGACAAUCGGUGUUCUCUGAUUUAAAUGUGGUUGGUGGUGUGGGAGUUGGUGGUGCGGGAUCGGCGCUAAACGUUGGUGGCCGGACGAAGACAUCAGUGGGAAAGCCGUCGGACAAGAAAACGUUGUUUCACUUGAAGGAUGCGCCAGGCGCGACCAUCUGUUGCGUGUCGGUGUCAUUCUCAUCUGGUGGUCAGAAGGCAUGUGGAGAAAAUAAAGACCCGGCCACAAAUUGUGAGAUCGCGAGUCACCGGUCUCUAAAGCCAAUUGACAAACUACAGUUUCCGGCGUUGUAUUGCCGAUGCAAAAAGCUAGGGAGAGGAGGAGAAACGUUUUUCUGGGACUCUCUUUCGUACGUGACGUUCAGUGAGCUGCCGCCAGACAAUACGGCACCUUGGCUCACAGCCAAGGAAACCAAGGCAGAUUGGACAAGUAAGAUCAUUGACUUGAGGUCCUCGAACGCUACCAAGGCUGACUCUAUCGAGGGAUGGAGGAAGCUCAAAGUGGAAGAGGACGACAAUUCGAUCUUGAGAAACUCGUUCACUCCGGUAAAAAGGGAGAAGUCGGUGACUGGAAGCGAAUCCUCCUACAAAUUCGUCGGAGAAAAAGGAGUCAAACUUGCGGCUCCGGACUUUUCAGAAGAAACUCCGACAAUGUCUGCACUUAAGAAGAAUGACACUUCCAUGGCGUCGGACAAUGGUUUGUACAGGUCAGCCUUGCUCGAGAUCAAGUCGGACCUUGACGAAUUGAACAAGUUCGUCAACUCCAGCGAUACCAGGACUCUGAACCGGCUCACCGGCACAAUCUUGAAGGUAAAUGCUUUGACUCUGGCUGCAAACACGUUCGGCCGGCGGAUUGGUGAAGGUUCUGAGUUUGAAAACAUUGCGGGGUAUUCUACUAUGUACGAUGGUUUGCUGGGACUUUAUCGGGACCAUAAAUCAAGAGUUGAAGAAAGGACGGCCAAUUUCCAGGCGUCAAUAGAUCUGGUGGAACACGGGAGUCAACAUGCUUUGGCGGUUGUGGAUACAAAGGUAGAUAUUAUGGGGACUGCAGUGCAAGGUAACACGGCGGGUAACUUGGAAACGAGGAACACUCUCGAGGUAUCUAUGGGUUCCCUCUGCAAUGACAUUCUUCCGGCAAUAGUAGGAAUGUAG
Messenger RNA from Cylindrotheca closterium, 1275 nucleotides. The record is from the annotation of a GenBank genome assembly. Lineage: Eukaryota; Bacillariophyta; Bacillariophyceae; Bacillariales; Bacillariaceae.